This is a messenger RNA of Lucilia sericata (common green bottle fly), 1407 nucleotides long. RefSeq names its product regulator of nonsense transcripts 3B-like. Gene Ontology annotation, biological process: positive regulation of translation; nuclear-transcribed mRNA catabolic process, nonsense-mediated decay. The annotation marks the transcript as partial. NCBI's taxonomy places the organism in Eukaryota, Metazoa, Arthropoda, Insecta, Diptera, Calliphoridae. Gene Ontology annotation, molecular function: mRNA binding. Gene Ontology annotation, cellular component: nucleolus; cytoplasm. The record is from RefSeq and is a predicted model, not a curated record. The transcript is spliced from 2 exons.
UAUGCUCGCUCUGCUAUCAAUCAACUGUGAAUGUAACAGCUGUUUAAUUGCAAAACUACAAAUUUGUAAACAUUUUUGUCAACUAAAAUUAAAAUUAUUAAAAUAGUUUAAAAACAUAAAAGGAUAAAAAUGGCUAAAGAUGAGAAAACAGGAACAAAAAGAUCACGUCGAGAUAGAGGACGUGACAAAGCAAAACCACCAACAAAAAUAGUUAUACGUCACUUGCCACCCACCAUGACUGAGGAAGAGUUUCUUAAGCAAAUUGAUCCUUUGCCCGCACAUGAUUUCUAUUAUUAUGCCGAAGCCGAUUGGUCCUUAGGAUUUGAUGCCACUUGUCGUGCCUAUAUAACAUUUAAGAAUUACGAUGAUGUUUUUCUAUUUCGUGAUCGUUUCGAUGGCUAUGUUUUUGUGGACAAUAAGGGCAAUGAAUAUGCGGCCAUAGUGGAAUUUGCACCAUUUCAGGGAUUUCUUAAGAAUAAAUCACGUGGCAGUGAUAAUAAGGUGAAUACCAUUGAACAGGAAUCCCACUAUCAACAAUUUCUAAAGAAACUAGAAGAAGAACGCGAGGCAGCCUCCAAAGGAGGAGAAACAAAAUUGGAAUUUUCUUUGGAUAGCAAAAAGGAAGAAAUCACGUCUACACCUUUGCUACAAUAUUUGGCCACUAAGAAGGAGAAACGACGUGAGGAUGCCAAGAAACGUACAGCCGAAAAGAAACGACGUCGUGAGGAGGAAAAAGAGAAACGUAAACAAACUCAAACCACUGCCCAACCUAUAAAGGUAUUAACUCCUGAAGUUUCUAAUAAGAAAGCCGAUAAUCCCGAACCGAAAUCUAAUCAAACUAGAGAAGAACCCAAAAAUGCUAGAGCUCGUCGUCGUGAAGAACGUAAUCGUUUAAGACAUGAGGCUUAUUUACAAAAGAAAAAAGCCUUCGAAGAGCAAAAGAAACUGGGAGGUCUUACUACAAAUGCGGAAAAAGAAUCAGACAAUAAUCAAAGUAAAAAAGAGGAAGAGCACAAAAAUGAUAAAGGUAACGAAAGUGAUGCUAAAACCUCCUCUGAUACUGCCAGCAAGCCUAUAGAGAUUUUAAAGAAAUCAAAAGCUGAUGAACUAACCGAAUCUGUACGCAACUUUAUUUUCACAACCGCUGCCACUAACUUACCUACAGUGACGGCGGAGGGUAAAACCGAAAAAGAAACUAAGACGGAAAUCGAAAGUAAAUAAACUAAAUCUACGGAGGAUUUGGAUAUGUUACAGGAUAAACUAGCAAAAGUUGAUAUCAAUAAAGAAGCUUCGAAUGCAGAAGAGGACAGAAAGCCCACCAAGGAGUUUAAGGAACAAAAUAAACGGGAAAAAUUGACACAAAAGCAAUUGGAUGAAAAAAGAGAGGAGCGGCGCAUCAGAAAUAAG